Molecule: messenger RNA, 420 nt
Organism: Eutrema salsugineum
Lineage: Eukaryota; Viridiplantae; Streptophyta; Magnoliopsida; Brassicales; Brassicaceae
Exons: 1
Coding region: 1-420 (139 amino acids)
Source: RefSeq, a predicted model, not a curated record
AUGGCCUCGACAUGCCUAGGUGACUGUCUAAACAUCAAAAGUGACGUGGAUUGUGUUCGACCGGGAACAACUUACGCCAAGCUUUACAAGUGGCCGGUGGCCGAGGCGGAGUUCUUACGGUCAAUCAGCCACGGCGGUAGCCAGCGUCGUGCCUCGGUGGUGGACAGCAUAUCUUGUAGGCAAAUGUAUCUUAGAAGCUAUACCUUCUCAAGAAAUGAAGAGAAUGAAGAUGGAAGAGAAGAUCAAGAUCAAGAUGGCGAUGACGCUAGUAACGGAAGAAACGAACGGAGACGUUUUGAAGGAGGAGAAAGGAAGAAGGCGGCGAAGAAGAAGAGCAUAAGGACUAGUAAAACGAUGCUGCAUAGGGCGUUUAUGGGCAAACUCGUAUUGAAAUGUUUGUCUUGUGCUUUCUCAUAUUAA